Molecule: messenger RNA, 234 nt
Organism: Leptosia nina
Lineage: Eukaryota; Metazoa; Arthropoda; Insecta; Lepidoptera; Pieridae
Source: the annotation of a GenBank genome assembly
AUGUUCAACUCACGAUUGUCGCUAGAAUGUGCCGCGAUAAGAACAAUAUUAGGAAACGUGCCUAUCGAUAAUGAAAUUAGCGGUGUAUUGGAAAACUAUUUAAAACCUAUAAGCAAACUUUCAGAACUAUUUCCCAAUCAACAAGUCGAGGUACAAUUAGAAAUAGAUGGAUCCAAUUACGGUGGAACCGCACCGAAGCGCUAUAACCUGCGCCGGAGUAAGCCCACGCAAUAA